Molecule: messenger RNA, 1023 nt
Organism: Pocillopora verrucosa
Lineage: Eukaryota; Metazoa; Cnidaria; Anthozoa; Scleractinia; Pocilloporidae
Product: substance-P receptor-like
Biological process (GO): G protein-coupled receptor signaling pathway
Cellular component (GO): membrane
Molecular function (GO): G protein-coupled receptor activity
Source: RefSeq, a predicted model, not a curated record
AUGAACAAUACUAGAAAUGUCGCCAGUAAUAUCCCAAGAAACUUGUCCGGAGAUUCGUGUAAAACCGAGAUGGAAGGGGUGGCGGAGAAAACGGUCUUUACCGUUGGCUAUACAGUGGUCAUCUUGGUGUCUCUUGUGGGCAACACUCUGCUUAUCAGCACGGUGAAAAGGAACAAUCGACUCCAUACUAUUACUUAUCGCCUGAUCAUAAACUUGGCCGCCGCGGAUAUACUAGUGACCUUUUGCAACAUGCCGGGAAGAUUAGCCAGGCAUAUAACAGGACGGUAUCACUGGUUUGACGGUAUACCGGGAAUUAUCGUCUGCAAGGCUGCAAGUUUUAUCUCUGAUUCAACGGUCUCCUGUUCCAUUUUAACACUGACGGCCAUCGCAUUCGAGCGUUUUUGUCUUGUUACAUUUCCUCUCAGGAAGAUUGUGACCAUCAAGAUCGCGAAGUUCAUGGUUGUUGCUAUCUGGUUGGCGUCCUUCCUCUCUGUAUCUCCGCUUCUGUACGCCAUGAGCGUCAGGGAAAUAAAUGGAGUUAUCUACUGUUACGAAGAUUGGUCGCCUUUGUUUCACCAGGAAACAGCUGCAAAGGUGUACACAGUAAUUAUGUUUGUGUUCCUCUACGCUUUACCUCUGCUGAUCAUCUGUGUUUUCUACUCUUGCGUUGUUUAUAAAGUAUGGAUCCGGCCGGUACCAAUGGCCUGUCGCUCAAACAGAGCCGUAGAGUUAGACGCACGGAAAAAUGUCCUCAAAAUGCUUAUUAUUGUGGUUGUGGUCUUCACAUUGUGUUGGCUUCCUUUACACAUUGCAUUUUUUCUUUACUUUUUUCAAGUGCAUGAAUAUCUCUGCGGAAUUCCCCAAGGAGGAUUUAGCAUCGGGUCUGUUGGGCUCUUCCUCAGCCACGCAACAUCUGCAAUCAACCCGUGUUUGUACGUGGCAUUCAACAAGGAUAUUCGGAAGGGAUUUCGAAACAUAUUGCUGUCAUGUUGGUACACCUGUGUUAGGUGUUGCCGUAAAUAA